AUGGCACCGUUGACUCCGCAACCGAAGCGGGAGCAGAUCCGAGAGCAGAGUUCAAAAAACGACUAUGGAGCAAUGUCUCAGUUCACACCUCCAAAGUCUUCAGAGAAAAGACAUCCAGAGGGCCUCAACAUCAUCCAUGAGGACGAGUCGUUAUUUUCGGAACUCAUGAUUUCCAUGAGCGACAGCGACGAGGAAGACCAAAAAGGCUGGGUUGACAGGAUUCUCCAACAACAAACUCAGGAGAUACCUUCGUGCGACCUGUUGGCGGACUCGCUCGUGAGCGGGAGCAGUCCCGCUCUUCCAGACGAGUCUCUGGUAGCCACCGUUGACAUGAAAGACGACAACCUUCCUGGAACGGCUAAUCCCCAUGAUGACAUGUUACGCAUUUUUAGUGUCCUUCGUGACGGCCUUCGCGAUUACAACUACCAACUUGCUAACGCCGGGCCAGAAAACGUUGUUGUAGUGCGCUCCGAUUUUCUUAUCAACUAUGGCCGCAACGUCGGGUGCAAUCUGCGCACAAAGAUGAUCAACGAUUACUUGACGAUGGCCAAGAACGAUGAAGAGCUCCUCAAUUACGGACUGUCCCAUCAGCUGGCGGACAUGACUAUUUUAGAGGAAAUUCGGCACUUGGUCCGUGAAAGCGACCGCCAAAGAAAGCUCUACAAUAAGAGAAAGAACAUGAUGGUGGAGAACAAGCGUGCAGUCUUGAGUUCUACUCCUGAAAUUAAUGGCAGUCCAGCGGAAAGUGGAGAUAGAAAAAAGAAGAGCCGGUCUGGAAAGUCUAAAGAUCUGAGCGUGGAGAAAAUCAAAAUAGGAUACUAUGGCAAUAAUCAACUGAGCGCAGUUGCCGACUUGGACCAGAUCUUGAAGGUUGAAGAAGACGAAAAGUAUAUCAUGGACCUUCGCAACAAGAACGACUUUUUGAGAGCUUGUAUUGAUGACAUCUUCUCGCCUGAUCUAGUGUUUGACCAUUCUUUGCUGUACACUAAGGUGCCAUUGAACUUGAACCCUGAUCUGAGCAUUGAUUUAGAAUCCGACAGGGCCGUGGCUUAUGCAGAAAACACGCUUUGGGUGGGUUCUCAUCUGGCUCCAAACGCAGUUUCAAGCGAGAAUUUCCCCAGACUUCUACAGAUGCGGGUCAUUGUAAAAGUCUACGAUCGCGACAAAUUGAUGCUGAAGCGCACCGAACCAGUUACCGGACAUCUGCUUCCCGACACAGGACACAUGAAAAUCAACCUGCCUCUGAACGCCAAAUACUGGUCCAGCCUGAUCAACGAGUAUUCGAACGGCUCUAUCGACGGCUCUAAAUUUGAGAACAUCCAUAUCACCCACACAAUAUAUUUCGACGAGGAGCCAGAUAUUGUGAAGACGGGCAGAGACGUUCCUAUUCACUCGUUGAUUUGGGAGUUCUUACUGAACAACAAGAUCAACUAUCUGCCGCACUCCGUUAGUGUGCAGAAGAAGAUCGAUCCGCGAAAGCAGCUCACGAUCAACAGCGUGAGGUCGAACUCGUUCUGCGAGCCUGGCCCGGUCGCAAACAGAGGCCACAAAAGAACCAGAUCAAGAUCACUCACGGAUCUGUCUACUCUUCGUCCACAGAUGCAUGCACCGCCCAUGUUCCAGCAAAUUGUGCCAAAACCUCAGCCAUUGCAAGACAUCACUGUAAGCUCUGCUCCGGCGAUGCAAACGCGGUUUGCCAUAAACGAUCCAAAAAAUAUUCAACGGUAUCAUAUGCAUUUGCAAGCUGCACAGAUUAGGGCGCAUCAAUCUCAGCAGAUUGCAUUGCAACAGCAGCAACAGCUAUAUAACAGUUUCUAUGGCGUUGGGUCGGAGGUCCAGUUCAUACCUCAGGAGUUCCAGUACCCACAAUCUCACAACAGCUCGGAUGACUCGAUUUCGUCCCACUCUUCUGUCGAUCACAUGCAUGCCUCUUUCUCGGGCUCGAUUCAGACUGCGAAAAGCUCGGUCAGCGGCUCUACAGGCGUCACUCCACGACUGAAAGAGUUUCAGUUCGAAGUCACAACUAUACCUCCGCCACAGGGGACAGAAUUUGGCUCUGGAAAUCAGAGCUCACCUACUUCGUCGACCAUCUCUGCCCAUUCCAACGAUGGGCACGAGAGCUCGAAAAGGAAGGGCACCACCGCCGCGCAGCCGUCCCUGCCCGGCAUGGGAUCUAUCAACCUGAAUGUUGGUGAUGCCAGAGCCAGCGAGCUGGAUUGGAAAUUUUACUAUUGCAACCCUUAA
Molecule: messenger RNA, 2244 nt
Organism: Ogataea haglerorum
Lineage: Eukaryota; Fungi; Ascomycota; Pichiomycetes; Pichiales; Pichiaceae
Exons: 1
Coding region: 1-2244 (747 amino acids)
Source: RefSeq, a predicted model, not a curated record